Vigna unguiculata (cowpea) is the source of this 2849-nucleotide messenger RNA. RefSeq lists its product as uncharacterized. NCBI's taxonomy places the organism in Eukaryota, Viridiplantae, Streptophyta, Magnoliopsida, Fabales, Fabaceae. The record is from RefSeq and is a predicted model, not a curated record.
UUGAGUUAGGUUUAAAGUUCACUUCUAACAUGGUAUCAGAGUCAUAGUUAAAAUAAAAAUGUCUAGCUUAGUGAGAUUUCUUGAACAUUCUGUUCCACCCGCUAUUGGGUUGCUAACUGUCAAGAGCAAGCUGUUACGAUAGCCUACAUUAAUUGUAAAUUUUUUAUUUAUUGCGUUUUAAUUAGUUGAGAUUUUGUUUUAAUAUUAGGAAGAUUGUAAUAAGAAUAAAAUCCCGUAGUUAUAGGGAUUUAUUCUUUCUAAGUAUAUGGUCUGUUACAUAUGUAUAUGUUUAAAUAGGUCAAUUGACCUAAUAAUCAUCAAUAAGGAAAAAACAAUUAUUCCCUUCUGUUUACAAGAUGGUAUCAGAGCUCCUGAUCCUAGGAGUCUCUGACCAUAUCCCAAAACAGUGAAUCGCAGUUGUCACUGCUGUGCAGUCUUUACCCAUUCUGUUUCACCGCUGCCUCUGUUUUUUCUUUUUUUUUUUCCCACUGCAGCCUUCAACGCUGUUUUUAUUUAUUACUGCAGCCCAUUGCUGCAUCUUCAAGCAGUCUUCAUCACUCUGCGAUUGUCUUCCUGCAGCCUUCAUUGCUGCACUUUAUUUUUCCCAUUCCUUUAUUCUUGCUGCUAUGGCUGAGGCAGUGAAUUCUAUCCCUGAUUCAGGUGACAAAUUCGUCCCUAAUAAUGGAGAAUUGCAGAAUAUUCACUCUGCAUACAGAUUCAACGGAAAGAACUAUCUUAAGUGGUCCCAACUUACACGAACCAUAUUAAAAGGCAAAGGCAAGGGCAGUCAUCUUACAGAAAAUCCUCCUAGUGAAACAGAAACCAGAUUCAGAUCAUGGGAAGAAGAAGAUUCAAUGAUUAUGGCGUGGCUUUGGAAUUCUAUGAUACCUGAGAUUAGUGACACGUGUAUGUUUCUAAACUCAGCCAAAGAGAUUUGGGAGGCAGUCGAACAAACCUACUCAAAGGCUAAGGAUGCUGCCCAAAUAUAUGAAGUGAAGGUAAAAACUGUGGGAGCUAAACAAGGCAAUAAAUCUGUCACAGAAUAUGCUAAUCAGCUCAAGUCCUUGUGGAUGGAAUUGGAUCAUUAUCGUGUGAUAAAAGCAAAGUGUUCAGAGGAUUCAGUUCUACUCAAUGAGUAUAUUGAGCAAGACCGUGUAUAUGAUUUCCUGGUGGGCCUAAAUCCUGAAUAUGAUCAGGUUCGGAUUCAAAUUCUAGGCAAAGAAAGAGUUCCAAGUCUGAAUGAAGUCAUAGCCAUUAUCCGAAGUGAGGAAAGUAGAAGAAAUCUGAUGUUGGAAAUUCCUACUGCUGAGAGUACCGCAAUGAAGGUAGAAGAUGGAGCGGCAAUGGUGGUUAACCAAAAGAAGAAUAUUUUUCCAGCAGGGGAAAAGAAACAAGAAGAAGUGUGGUGUUCUUAUUGCAAGAAACCACGUCACACAAAGGAGAAGUGUUGGAAACUACAUGGGAAACCACCAAACCGAGAAUGGGGCAGCCAAAGAUUUCAUACCCAAAAGAGGGGAGGCCAAGGACAAGUAAAUUCUGUAAUCGGACAGAAUGAAGAGAUGGGGCAACUGAAUCACGAAGAAAUAGAAAGAGUAAGAUCCUUUCUAAGUAAGAUGGACAAGUCUACAGGUAUGUGUACCUUGAUACAUUCUGGACAGGAACUCGGGGAGGACGAUUGGACGUGCUAAAGAAUGGAAUGGUCUCUAUUACAUAGAAAAUCCCAAUUUGUCUACCAAAAGUCACUCUCUUGUUACAGAAUCUGCCAUGACCGAUAAAGAAAAAAUUCAUCUUCACCAUUGUCGGAUGGGGCAUCCUUCAUUUCAAAUUGUAAAAACUAUCUUUCCCUCUUUAUUUAAAACAUAGAUAUAGGGAGUAUGUGUUGUGAAGUUUGCGAGUUAGCCAAACAUAGACGUCUCCCUUUUCCUAUUAAUAAUAAAUUGAGUGAUCAACCUUUUUCUCUUGUUCAUACUGAUGUCUGGGGUCCUGCGAAUAUUCCAACUUUUUCAGGUGCUAAAUGGUUUUUAACUUUUAUUGAUGAUUGUACUAGAGUUACUUGGAUUUUUUUAUUAAAACACAAAUCUGAAGUCAGUUCCAUGUGUAUAAAUUUUGUCUCAAUGAUCAAAACUCAAUUUGGUGUCACCAUUAAGAAAAUCAGAUCUGAUAACGCCAAGGACUAUUUUAACAUAACUUUAAAUUCUUUUUGUCAAAAAGAAGGUAUUAUUCAUGAGUCUUCGUGCAUUCACACACCUCAACAAAAUGGGGUGGCUGAGAGGAAAAAUGGGCAUCUUCUAAAUCAUACCAGAGCCCUUCUUUUUCAAAAUCAUGUCCCCAAAAAUUUUUGGGGGGAAGCUAUUCUCACUGCCACAUACCUAAUCAAUCGUUUACCCUCAAAACUUCUAAAUUUACAAAGUCCUAUGCAGGUCCUGUCCUCAUUCUAUCCCCACAUAGAGUCCUCAAACAAACUUCAACCUAGAAUAUUUGGGUGUAUAGCUUUUGUCCAUGUUCACAAUAAUGAAAGGGGAAAACUUGAUCCUAGAGCUGUCAAGUGUGUUUUUGUAGGUUACUCAAACACACAAAAGGGUUAUAGAUGUUACCACCCUAUAUCUAGAAAAUUUUAUGUGUCUAGAGAUGUUACCUUUCAUGAACAUAAAAGUUAUUUUAAGGAAUCUCAUCUUCAGGGGGAGAGUAUAACAAAGGAAGAUGAACCAUUAAGGGAAGAUGAGCUUCUAAUAUUCUCAAGACCUGAAAUUAAUCCUGGUGUGGUGAACAUGGACAGACCUGAAAAUAGUCCAACUCAACCUGAAAUUGAAAUACAACCAGAGACCGAAACUACUAUCACCAAAACUCAA